Molecule: messenger RNA, 543 nt
Organism: Alnus glutinosa
Lineage: Eukaryota; Viridiplantae; Streptophyta; Magnoliopsida; Fagales; Betulaceae
Exons: 1
Coding region: 1-543 (180 amino acids)
Source: RefSeq, a predicted model, not a curated record
AUGGGUGCUUGUUUUUCAUGCAGAUCAUCACCACCAGCAGCAAAGAGCAUAAGAUUGGUUCACUUCAAUGGCUACGUGGAGGACUUUGAACAUCCUGUUUCAGUCAGCCAAGCCACCGGCAAGCCCCCAAAGCACUUUGUGUGCACCCCGGCUCAGCUUCUCUGCGCCGGGUCCGAGCCCCUGAACCCUGACACCCAGCUCGAACCGGGCAAAAUCUAUUUCUUGCUGCCAUUCUCAGUACUACAACCUGAUGUUUCUCCAUUGGACUUGGUCUCCGUCGUGAGGAAGCUAACCGCAGUAGCAAAAGCUAGCCGGCGUGAGGCCAAAUCUCCUUUGUGGAGUCAAAACGGAUCGAGCCCAGGAUUCAGUUCGCCGGGUGCAAGUCCUAGCCGGUUUAUGGAGCCGGAGGGGAAGAUGAUGAUGGCAUACGGUGCACAGAGGUCAGCUAGAGCUCGGCCGUGGAGGCCGAUAUUGGACACCAUUGGAGAGAGGUCGUUCAAUCGUAGAAGCGAAUCAGAUUUGCAAGAAAAAGCAAUUGAGUAG